Molecule: messenger RNA, 3105 nt
Organism: Camelina sativa (false flax)
Lineage: Eukaryota; Viridiplantae; Streptophyta; Magnoliopsida; Brassicales; Brassicaceae
Source: RefSeq, a predicted model, not a curated record
UUUUCCAGAAGCUAAAUUCAACCCAACCUCCCAAAAUCUGAAAUUAACGAUCGGGAUACUCGAUUCUACGGGUGGCGAAUGAACUCGAGAUGGAUGAUUCAGAAACUGACCUCUCACCUUCCUCUUUGUUUGUCUACCGUUUUGUCCCCUUCGAAACUCCUAAUCCGGCAAACCCCAAGUUAUCAAGUCUCCACUUUUCUCCUCAAUCAUGUCGAUAUGAGCCUUCUCUUAUCCAUCUGCGGCAGAGAAGGCUGGUUUCCUCAUCUGGGUCCUUGUCUCCAUGCUUCCAUUAUCAAGAAUCCUGAGUUUUUCGAGCCUGUAGAUGCUGACAUCCAUCGAAAUGCUCUUGUCGUUUGGAACUCUUUGCUUUCUCAGUAUGUGAAAUGUGGGAAGUUAGUUGAUGCGCUCCAGUUGUUCGACGAAAUGCCUAUAAGAGAUGUUAUCUCGCAGAAUAUACUGUUUUACGGGUUUCUGAGGAACAGAGAGACCGAGUCUGGUUUUGUAUUGCUUAAACGAAUGCUUGGGUCUGGUGGGUUUGAUCAAGCGACCUUGACGAUUGUUUUAUCAGUUUGUGUUACGCCAGAGUUUUGUUUGGUGACCAAGAUGAUUCACGCUUUAGCAGUUUUAUGUGGCUAUUAUGACAAGGACAUAUCUGUGGGGAACAAACUGAUCACAUCCUAUUUCAAAUGUGGGUGUCCGGUUUCUGCGAGACGGGUUUUUGAUGAGAUGGCAUCACAUAGAAAUGUCAUCACAUGGACAGCUGCGGUUUCGGGUCUGAUAGAGAAUGAGUUACAUGAAGAUGGUCUAAGCCUGUUUAGUUUGAUGCGUAGAGGAUUGGUCCAUCCAAACUCAGUAACUUAUUUGAGUGCUCUUGCUGCUUGUUCAGCCUCACAGAGGAUAAUGGAAGGGCAACAGAUUCAUGCCCUUUUGUGGAAAUUUGGGAUUGAAUCAGAAUUAUGCAUUGAGAGUGCGCUAAUGGACAUGUACUCUAAAUGUGGAAGCAUUGAAGAUGCGUGGAAGAUUUUUGAGUCCACUGAAGAAGUUGACGAAGUUUCCAUGACUGUGAUAUUAGUUGGUUUAGCACAAAAUGGGUCAGAGGAAGAAGCUAUACAGUUCUUCAUUAGAAUGCUUCAAGCUGGUGUAGAGAUUGAUGCAAAUGUAGUCUCAGCUGUUCUUGGAGUUUCGUUUUGUGGAGAUCUGACUGAUUCACUAACUGUCUUUAGACGUAUGCCUAAGAGGAACUAUGUUUCAUGGAACUCGAUGAUUGCAGCGUUUGCUCGCCAUGGUCAUGGAUUAGCUGCCUUGAAACUAUACGAAGAGAUGAUUACACAAGACGUGAAGCCGACAGAUGUUACCUUUCUAUCUCUACUUCAUGCUUGUAGCCAUGUAGGGUUGAUCGAUAAAGGCCGAGAACUCUUAAACGUGAUGCAAGAUGUCCAUGGGAUCGAGCCUAGGACAGAGCAUUAUGCCUGUAUUAUUGACAUGUUUGGUCGUGCUGGUCUUAUGAAAGAAGCAAAGAGCUUUAUAGACGCAUUGCCUAUCAAGCCUGAUUGUAAAAUUUGGCAAGCAUUGCUUGGAGCUUGUAGUUUCCAUGGUGAAACAGAAGUAGGGGAAUAUGCAGCUGAACAGUUAAUUCAAACUGCACCUGAUAGCUCAGCAGCCCAUAUCUUGAUGGCCAACAUUUACUCAUCCAGAGGGAAAUGGAAGGAGAGGGCGAAGACGAUCAAGAGAAUGAAAUCAAUGGGAGUGACUAAAGAAACAGGCAUAAGUUCGAUUGAAGUUGAGAAUAAAACACACAGCUUUGUGGUUGGGGACAAACUACAUCCACAAGCAGAGGCUAUAUAUGAUGUUCUGUCUGAAUUGUUUCCGAUUAUGGUGGACGAAGGUUACAGACCGGAUAAGAGGUUUAUUCUCUGUCAUACAGGAGAUGACAGAAACGGCACAAGUGUCUUAAUUCCUUAAAGCCUUCUCUCAAUAUACAUAUCAAGAAUAGAGAAUAUCCAUGGAGUCUUAAUCUCUUUCUUCUCCAAUUCAAGAAAUUCAAAUUCUCAGCGAUUCAUCCCCAGUUGCAGAGAGAAAAGCAGAGAAGAUCCACUCUCUAGCUCUUCACCGUACUCUAUACUUGGCGUAGAGCCAAACUGCUCAUCUUCCGAGCUAAAGGCAGCUUUUCGUGCCAAAGUGAAACAAUACCAUCCUGAUGUAAACAAAGAGGGAAGCAACUCUGAUAUUAUGAUCCGUCGCAUAAUCCAUGCAUAUGAGAUGUUAACAAAUUAUAGCCGGUCAGAGAUAAUUGAAGGAGAAUGCUUAGACCCUUUUGACCAUCCAGAGUGUGAGGCACUUGACGUGUUUGUGAAUGAAGUCCUCUGUGUUGGGAAAAGAUGUUCGUACCCAUGCUUUAAAACAGCUCCUCAGGUCUUCUCAUGUGAUUCAACUGGAACAGCUCGGGCAAUGUCCCAAGGAUAUGGCGAAGAUUACCAUGUACAAUCUGCAGUUAACCAGUGUCCAAGAAAUUGCAUACAUUAUGUCACACCAUCACAAAAGAUUGUUCUAGAAGAGUUACUUGACAGUGUCUUGGACAAACCUUACGAUUGUUCUGCGGAAGCAGAGCUUCUCUAUGCUCUUAUCACCAAAGCUCAGUUUGAGAACAAUCGGUACCAGAAGCCAAAGAAGAAACAACCUGAAUCUUCAGGAAAACAUGUAGACUGGUUCUGAAGUUUGAACCAAUAGAGUUGAACAUUCUCCAAGAUGACUGCUAGUGAGUUCUAAAAUAUAACCAGAAGAAUCUGGGAUGUAACAGUGAUCAAAUGUGAAAAUCUCUAUCCACAAGGUCACAUCGAGAGAUAUCACCAUGAAACGGUAGAGGCCAUUGUACUAUUCAUAUUGUUUUUGAGAAAGCAGGGAAAGAUGGAAGAAAACUAAGUGUUCCAUGAACUUGGAACAAAACUUGUUGCCGCACUUCUACACAAAUAUUUGUGUGUAUGUACUCUGUUCAUUAUGAUGAUUCAGAGACUAAUAUGUAGUAUUGGUUACAUUUUCAUUUAUCCAGAAUUGUGAACAUCCAUGGUUUAAUAUUCAAGUCCUACCACAUAAUGGGUCACUCCGUCA